CUUCGGCCUCGACGGUCAACUUUGGACCGAACGCGGGUUUCACCGCACCGGUCAAUCCAUUCGUUGGACCUCAUUGGGCGACCAACGGACCUUUCCUCCAUACGCCCAAUGCAGUUGGGGCCAUUUCAGUGCCCGCAAGUUCGGUCUAGAGGCCAGUGAAGUUCAAUGGCACGAACUUCAAAAUGUGGCAACAAAAGAUGACGUUCUUCUUGACCGUCCUGGGAUUUGCUGAGUACCUGCAGCAAGAUCCUCCCCAGCCUAACGAUGCCAAUGACCCCCUCGUGGCGAUGGUGAACCAAGCGUGGUACCACAAUAACUAUCUCGCCAUCAACAUUAUCCUCGAGGAGUUGGCCGAGACGCUGUACCCCGUCUACGCCAGUGCAAAGCUUGCCAAGGAGCUUUGGAGCAGCUUGAACAAAAAGUAUCAAGCUGAAGAUGCCGGCACGAAGAAGUUCAUCGUUGGGAAGAUGCUGGACUAUAAGAUGGUCGACAGGAAAUCUGUUUUUGCCCAGGCUGAAGAGCUUACGGUAAUCUUCAAUAAAUGUAAUGAAGAGAAAGUAGGCGUCAGCGAGGCUUUUCAAGUAGUGGCCAUCAUCUACAAACUUCCUCGGUCGUGGGAAGACUUCCAAGCCGACCUGAAGCUCAAAAGAACGGAGCUGGAGGUGGAGGGGAAAAGGCGAAUGUGGUAGAACAUCCGUCGGGCUCCUCACAUGGCGGGAAGGACAAAAAGAAAAUAGGUCCUAAGGGUGGCAUUUCUAAAUUCGCAAGAAAGUGCUACAAUUGUG
Cuscuta campestris is the source of this 785-nucleotide messenger RNA. Lineage: Eukaryota; Viridiplantae; Streptophyta; Magnoliopsida; Solanales; Convolvulaceae. The record is from the annotation of a GenBank genome assembly.